AAGCUUUCCCGACACACCCGCCGCCAGCAGCCGUGUACACACCGACGCCAUGAGGACUCUGGUUGCUUUGGCAGUGAUGGUGGCGGCCUCCACCCAUCAGGCCUCCAGCACCCUCACCUACGGCAGUCUUGGCCCCGCCUAUGGCAGCCACGCACACGGCAUCUCCACUCAUGCAACCCACUCCCAAGGCAAUGCCAUCCAUGGCGGCCAAACCUACAGCUACGGUCAGCCCGGCUACGUCGGUCCCCUGGCCUCCAGUGUCCCUGCUGGCGUCGGUGGCAAAGUCAUCCCUGUGUCGGACACCUACGAGGUGGAGGCAGCCCGCGGACAGUUCUUUAGGAACUACCAGGACCAGUUGAACACCAUCAACGCCAUCCGUGCCAGCCGCCCCUCCCGUUACGGCCACGCCAACUAUGCUCCCCAGCCCUCCUACGGUUCUGCGAGGCCUGUGCCUGUAGCCCACUCUGUUUCCGCCCAAGGCGUGCGUGCGCCUCACUCCACCUACGGACAAGCCAGUGCUCCCGUGCAGGUGAGCGACACUGCGGAAGUAGCAGCCGCAAAAGCUGAUUUCUUCCGUCUCUUCAACCAGCAGGCAGCCGCCGCCGCCGCCGCUCCCGACGAUUACACCCACUACAAACAAUACUGAGCCAUUGCCGUCUGUGAACAACACAAGGACUGUCACUCAAAAAGUCGAUAUAAACCUUUGAUCAAACAGUAAAUAUAUGCAUACUUA
Molecule: messenger RNA, 733 nt
Organism: Portunus trituberculatus (swimming crab)
Lineage: Eukaryota; Metazoa; Arthropoda; Malacostraca; Decapoda; Portunidae
Product: cuticle protein CP1499-like
Exons: 2
Coding region: 50-646 (198 amino acids)
Source: RefSeq, a predicted model, not a curated record